Harmonia axyridis is the source of this 1134-nucleotide messenger RNA. RefSeq lists its product as uncharacterized. The transcript has 2 exons. The record is from RefSeq and is a predicted model, not a curated record. The coding region runs from base 152 to 871 and encodes 239 amino acids. NCBI's taxonomy places the organism in Eukaryota, Metazoa, Arthropoda, Insecta, Coleoptera, Coccinellidae.
GCAUAGCAACCAUUACCGUCUGCGCAGAAAAUAAAAUGAAAGUACGAUUGCGUCAAGCUGAAUCGCAGAAUUCAAUUUUUCAUUCAAAUUCAAACGUAUUUCGUAGAGUAUGAAUAAUGAAACGAUCUUGCAGUAAAUUUUAAUUCACAAGAUGCCUAGGAUUUCCAAGAAGCGCUACAACGAGAGUAAUAUAUCAGCUCAUUCGUCAGUAAAGACCACAAAUUUGAAAUCAUCGUAUUCUACAAAUCGAGGCAAAAAGUUAAAAACUGUUAUAAAAAAACUUGAUGAUAUGGAGAAAACAGAAACUUCGUGCAAAAGCUUAAGCAGAAAUUUAUCAACUGAAUCAAUAAUUUAUGUUGGAAGUUAUACCUUGAACGAAAAAUAUUCAUUAAUUGAUUUGACCGAAAGUAUCACUAGUAUCAAAAGUGAGGAAGGUUUCCCAAUAUCGAAAUAUGCAAAAUUUUCUAAUUGUCAUCGAUUUUAUACAAAUCUAGUUGAAAAUUGUAAUUUAGCUUGUACAGCUUCUACAUCACAUCUGCUGAGCUCUAUUGAUGGCCCUAAAUUAUCCCUAAACAAAAAUGCUAAGUCUGCUAGUUGUUUAGCUAUGGUAAAUGAGAUUCAUACAAGUGGAAUCAGAAAUUGUGACAUACCGAAGCGAUUGUAUUCUCUAAACAAAAACAAACGAAUAUAUAAUGAUCAGAUGGUAGAGCUACAAGAGGAGGAUCAAAAUAUGAUCGAACACUCUUUGGAAAUUGAAGAUGAUAUUAAUAUCCUCAACUUUUGCUCACCACAAAACAUAAUAACCGAUGAUAUCCCUGUUGAAACUCUCAUAAAAACCUACCAAGUUGAUGGAACUGAUGAAUUCUCAUAGUGGAAUAUUAACUACUGUUGAAUUAUAGAAAAAUUAUUGUUAUAAUUGUUUGCAAGUGGUAAUUUGCAUUUAUGGUAACUUCCACUUGAAAUGAAAGUUUUGUUAUGAAUUUAAAUAUAUUUAUUAUUCAAAAUUUAUCACCACAAAUGUUCUUGAAAACUAUAGUAGUCUAACAUCUGAGUUUCCAAUGUGUUUAUAUCUCUAGUUAUAUUAAAUCUUUGUUAUAAAAUUUCAAUGGAAAAUAAAAUUCACUCAGAAAUGUA